GUAAUAUAAUAACACAGUGAGUUAACUAUAGUCCAAUGAAUGUGGACGUAACACCAUUCACUAUCCGGCUGGACCAAUGGUAAUUAACACUUGUUUUGCUAUCCAUGGAUGGUAUCUAGGCGAUAAGGAGCUUGAGUAAACCGACGGAAAAAAAAAGACUACAGAUGCCCAUUAUUAUUGUUUGGUAGAAAGACUACGUCCACUCCAAUAUUUACUACCAUGUCGAAACCCAAAGAGGGUCAUUCGGCAACACCUACUACAACGAUGGUCGGAGAUUCGUCCCGAGGUAGGCAGAGAGGAAAUGGUUUUUACCUGUACAUUAUUUUCAGACAAGUUUCUGGGCGAGAUCUAAAUUGUGAGCAGUUCUUAAAACAUGAAGUUGAAAGAAAUAACUUCCAGGGCCUGGAAAUUAUUGAUUCUUCAAGGUGUGGAAAAGAUGAGGUCUUUAAGAUUAAGCUACCAUCUAUCUCAACAGUUACACGAAUUAUGCCCAGAAUAAGGGAUGGCGGUAAAAGAGAGAACAUUAAUAUAGUCUGGGCCUAUGAGCGUCGUUUGUCAAGAAAAUAUGCAGAUUGUUUUAAACUCGCAACGUCUACACAACCAGAAGCAAAAGAACAAAUUGUUAACCCUUUGUCCGCACAAGAACACAAGUGUCCCGGUGGUCCGUCGAGGGAGUCUAAAGUGAUAAACAGAAUGGAAGACAAGAAACAUGAAGAGUUGCUGUUUUAUAUAGCUUUCAAAAAUAUUACCAAUAAGACCUUUGAUUGUGAUAUUUUUUUAUUGUCUGGAAGUAAAGCUAAGGACGGUGACAUCAAUAUAUUAUCUUCUGUUACAUGCCAUGAAGACGUGCUCUUAACGGUAACUUUUAAAUCAGAAGAAAAAGCAGCAAAAACGCUUUGGCACAUUCGCAAUAAAGGCCACAACCUGAAAGAGAGAAUAGAGAUAGUAUGGUACCACAAACCUUUGCUGCCAGGUAAAUAUCUUCGUUUUCUUGAUUCUGCAUCACAAGCGACAGAGAAAGAAGUUCACCCAAAUGAUAAGGUGAAACAACACAAUGUUGCUAGCGCUGAACAUCCAUUCCCAAAGACCAAUAGCAAGUGUGAUGCAUCCAUGUCCAAAAACGAGCUUCAGUGUCCAAGCCCGUUGAAAGAUCCAGGAGGGAUUACAGGAACAAAAAGGGCGGAAGACAAAAAAAUCGAACCAUUCUUGAUUUAUGUUGCAUUCGAAAAUAUUCCCAAAGAGUCAUUCGAUUGUACACAGUUUUUGUUAACUCAAAAUGAAGUGAAGGAUAACCAGAUAAAUAUAUUGUCCACGGUUUUAUGCGGCGCUGAUGUUCUCCUUACAGUUACGUUUAGUUCAAAGACGAAAGCCUUGGAUACUCUGCGAUCCAUAAGAACCAAAGGUAAUAAACUCAAAGAUAGAAAAGAGAUAAAAUGGUACUACAAGGACUCGUUACCAAGGAAAUAUUGUAAUUGUCUUCAAUCUGUGCCGCAAAAUAGAAACGAGAAGGUUUACCAAAAUGAUAAAAAGACAAAACAAAUUCAAAGAACUGACGUCAAUCUCCCAAAGCAACCACCAGUACAUGCUAAAAACCCCCAACACAACCCAUACGGAAAUAAAGGUGGCGAAACAAAACAACAGUCAACGAAAAGUACAGCAGGAUCAGAUGAAAAAAACACCAAAGUUGAUGCAAUUCGCCCAAAAGAGGAAGGAACUUGCGUCUAUGUUUCAAUACAGGAAUCGGUGAAAGAAAGAGUAUUAGAAGGGUUUCUUCGAGCUAGAAUUGGAUGCGAGUCAAAGGCUACGGAAUUCAAAGUCAUCUCUACAGAAAUAGAGCAAAAGACCUCCUUCACAAUGGUGACCAUUCGGUUCAAAAAUAAACUUCUAGCCCGUGAAGCUCUUAACUUACUCAAGAUGAGUAAUUUAAACUCUGAGACCCAAUUGGGGUGUUCUUUAACAUCACCGAAUGAUACGGUCGAAUUCAGAAAGGAGCAACUAGCCAAUAAACUGAACGAUAUCCAAAAUCGGUCAUCAAAGGUGCUGCAUGAGCUAAGCAGUAAAACAGAUAGGGCUAAUGAUCGUCUGAACAAAUUAGUUACCCCCGCUUAUGUAUCCACAACUGAAUAUGAAACCAUUAUGGACCAAAGAUGUGCUCUGAAGUCAGAUAUUGAAGAAUUUAAGAACCAAGAAAAAGAAUAUAACCGAUGCGUUCAAGAUAUUACAGAUCGCUUGUCAAAUUCAAUCACCUCUGAGAAUUUUGAAUACAAUUUAUCAUCAGAAACGAUCAAUUUUGGUAUAGAAUGUUGUCGAUUAGAAUCCGGUCUGCCCAUUUAUGGAAGAAGAUUCGGUGUCCUAAAGUUGAUCCAGGAAAACCAAAUUGUCAUUAUCCGAGGUGAAACCGGUUCUGGUAAAAGUACGCAGUUAGUCCAAUACCUCUACCAAGCUGACUUCGGUAAAACAGGAAUGAUAACAUGUACCCAACCUAGAAAGGUCGCGUGUGUUAGUCUUGCUGAAAGGGUAGCAACAGAACUUGUUACAAACGUUGGCCAAAUUGUUGGUUACAAAUCGGGAUUAAGAAGAAAAAUAUCUGAACAGACCAAGAUUGUAUAUCAGACGCACCACAGUUUACUCCAGGAGUGCCUUAAAGAUCCAAGAUUAAUCAAAUACUCCUGCAUCAUGAUUGACGAAGCUCACGAAAGGAGCAUAUAUACCGAUAUUUUAUUAAGCAUCAUUAAAAUAUGCCUCCCAGUUCGCCCAGAUCUUAAAGUCAUCAUAUCAUCGGCUACCAUUGAUGUUGAAAUCUUUUCGGAGUACUUUCACGGCUGUCCUACUGUAGAAAUAUCUGGACGGGCGUUUCCUGUAGACGUUAUUUGGCGCGAUGCGGAAGAACAAUAUCACGAUUUUAAAAACUUUGAGGGUGCCGCCGUUGCCUUAGCUAAGCAUAUUCAUUUAACUGAAGGACAAGGAGAUAUUUUAGCUUUCCUUCCAUCGCCGCUAGAUACAGAAAAAUGCAAAGAAGAUUUGGACAAAAAAUUAACGGGACGAACCAACUACAAAUGUUUUCCAUUUCACGGCCAGCUCCAUCCUGUGGAGCAACAGGAAGUAUUUCAGGGUCUCCCAAUAGGACAGCGUAAAAUUGUCUUUGCAACAAACGCAGCAGAAACAUCUAUCACUAUUCCAGGAAUAAAGUUUGUGAUUGAUACUGGAAUGGCUAAAGAGAGAGAGUUUGAUCCUAUUAGACAUAUAAAUACAUUGCGACCGAAGAUUAUUAGUAGAAGUUCCGCUAAUCAAAGGAAAGGUCGAGCUGGAAGGACAGCUCCCGGGAUAUGCUACAGGCUAUAUACACGGCAGAGUUACGAAGAAAUGAAUCCCUCCAGCGUUCCUGAGAUACAAAGGGUGCAUCUUGGACAGACACUUUUGAUGCUUUACGAAAUGGAUAUGGAUCCGUUGACUUGUGAUUUCGUAGAAGCACCAUGUGCGGAUGCUAUGGAUUCAGCACUAAGGACACUAGAAGAACUCCGAUGUGUGGUUGAUGGUAAGAUAACAGAGCUAGGGAAAUGGUUGGCGAAAAUUCCCCUGGAACCACGCUUAGCAACGAUGAUAAAAUUGGGCCAUGACAAAGGUCUUUUAUAUGAUGCAAUAGUUUUCGCCGUUUUAUUUGGUACAUGUGGCAAUUCCAUAUUUUAUCGCUCAGGUUCAGAUGAGGCAAAACGAAGAGCCGAUAAACUAAAACUUAGAUUCUGUCAUGAUAAAGGUGAUGGCCUCACAUUUAUGGAGAUCUACAAGGAAUGGGUGAAGCAACCAGACAGACGCCAGUUUCCAUGGUGCCUCGAAAACAAAAUCAGCGCCAAGAUUUUGCGAGGAGCUAGGGAAACGAUUCUUGAGAUCAUUGCAGUUUUAAGAAAGGAAUAUCAAAUCACGGUUGACCAGACAUUUAAAAGGGGGGAAGAAAGUGUGGAGCAUCUGCAGAAAUUCGUUCUAUACGCCUUCUUCAACAAUAUUUGUUAUCACAUGGGCCAUGAAAAGAUGGGAUAUUUUGUUCCAGAUUUAGACCAAAGGGUCUAUGUUCAUCCAUCGUCAGCUCUUAAAGCUCUGGGUGAUUCUAGUGAUUGGUUGGUAUAUGGAAAUUUUCUUCGAACAUCGCGUGACUUUAUCACAACCGUAACCCCCAUCAGAGAAGAGUGGAUUACUGAGAUAGCGAACGAGAAAAAGCAGCAUUUUGACGUUGAAAUAUCAAAAAGCAAGAAAUUAUUCAGAACCCACACAGAACAUUUUGGGGUUUCCACCAUGGCGGCUUUUAUAGGAGCUAAAUAUACAAAUAUCAGACGUUGUGAAGACAUGCUAUCAAAGGAAUUUCAAACGCCAAUAGUUCUAGAGGUGGAGAGGGACAAAGGGGACAUCCAUCUCUUUUCUACCCUAAAUUCUAUGGACGCAGUGGAACAAUUUAAGAAUAUGGUAAAAGAAGUAAAAGAGUCGUUCCAGAUGAAAUCCCGGGAGUUCCAGCUUGGAUCAAAACCAACUCGAUUUGGCGGUGUACGAAUAGUUAUUGGAGUUGGUGGAGAGGGACAAAUGAUACUUUUACCAAAUGAAUACCGGUCUAUUUAUAUAGUAAGACCUCAUCGUUACACAAAAGCUGACGACGUCAUCAAUAAGUUCUCUGAAUACGGGGAGAUUAUAGACACUUGGCAAGACACGCGUUCUGGCGAUCGUUGGGGAAAACUGACUUUUGAAUCUCCAGAGAGUGCGCUGGACGCUGUCUUGGAAACACAGGAUGAUGAGUUUGAGGCAGCAAUCCCCGAGUUUAAAUUUAAUGAUAACCACGAUUACCAGUUUAAAGCCAAAUUAACGUGGUGCAGAAGACCUUUAACUGGUUUAGCAUUUGUGGACAUUGAUCCAGCUGAUCUUCCCAAAGCUAGUCGAUUGGGCCGGUUAAAGAUAUUGGAUAGGUUUGUCAAUGUCAACCUGGACAGAAAAUCGGGUCAAAGUUUAUGUUUGAGAGGAAUACCCCAAGGAGCACAAGAAGAAGAUAUUCGAGAGAGUCUUAUUUCUUCUAUGAGAUUCUGCAGUGAAGAUGAAGAAGAUCGAAUACUUAGAAUUAACUUACUGCGAGAAAAAGUCAAAACCACUGAACGAGAUUUGCGUGACAUCAAGGAGAAGAUCGAGAGUGUGAUAAGCCGUAUCGUCCCAGACAGCUCAUUCCUGGUGGAUUUAUCAGCUCCAAGGAAGGAUACCGACUUUGAUUUCCAAGCUUUUGUGAGAUUUAAGCAAAUAGAGCACGGUGAAAAAGUUUGCAGGAAACUUACUGACGAUAUCGAACUGACGAUAUCGAACCAAAUUGUCCAAAUCACACCAGACUUGUCAACAUCCAUCAAUGUAACAAAGAACGUCUAUGAGAAGAUGCUUCCAGUUGUAAAAGAAUAUAUCGAGAUUCUGCGAACAAAACUCAGGAUGAAUUUCCAUUGUGAGAUUAAGCCCUUAAAUAAAAACCGGGUUUCAAUCAGAAUAUUUUCUGAAAUACCUAAAGAUCUUUCUCGGGUUAGAUCCAUAUUGGCCACACUGUUGAAAGGAGAAGUCAUGGAAUGUUGGAGGAAUGAUAACUAUCGUUUUCUCUUUCUUCAAACGGGUCGAACAUUUCUAAAUGACUUAGAAAAGACAAGCAACGUGCAUAUUGCGGUCGACGGAAGUAGGUUUACAAUAAGUAUUUACGGACAAGUGAAAGAUACGUCUGCGGCUCAGAUAGAAAUUAACAAGUUUUUGGAAGAAGUCAUUGAAGGGACGGGUAGGGAAAUUUCUCUUAAUUCUGCUGACCAACCAAAGGGAUUGAUGAAAGCUUUGAUCAAAGAGUAUGGGCUGAACCUGGAGAUACUGAUUGAGGAGGAAAGGUUGAAUUCGGCACUUUUAAAUCACUCAACACAGGUCCUUAAACUUAUGGGAACUCAAAAGAAUGUUGAUAAAGCAUUUAGCAGGAUUGCUUUCAUUGCGCGUGCGUUGAAUAAGACCAAGUCUCAAACUAAAUCAAAUGAAGAGCUUCCGGAGUGCAGCACCUGUUUUAUGACUGUAGAACACAUCUCCAAACUGUACAGAUUAGAAUAUUGUGGGCAUGCGUAUUGCCUUGAUUGUCUACAUCAGCAGAUCAAACUCGCAAUACAGAAUAAAGAUCUACCGAUUCUGUGUGGAGGCGAUGGAUGCCAGGAGCCUUUUGUGUGGCAUGAUUUCCUUAACACUUUCAGGAAAUUUAAUAUAGAGGAUGAAUGCUUAGUUAAUGCUGCUGUUGACAAGUUUGUUAUGAAAAAUCGGGAAUCCUACCGCCAUUGUCUAUCUGCUGAAUGCCCAAUGGUAUACCGUAUUACAUUAAAUGGUGCGUUAUUUGUGUGUGGCGAAUGCCGAUUGAAAAUCUGUACAACCUGUCACGUGGAGUAUCACGAUGGUCUGACGUGUGAAAUGUUCAAAAGUAUAUCCAAAGAAGAACUUAGUCUUGCGAAGUUUCUGGGAGAAAAUAAAGACACGGUUAAGAUAUGUCCCAAGUGCAAAACCCUAAUUGAGAAAACCUAUGGCUGCCAUCAUAUGAGUUGUAAAUCGUGUGAUAAUCAUUUUUGCUGGCUUUGUUUAGCUAGUUUUGGAACCAGUAAAGAAUGUUACACCCAUAUAGCUAAAAACCACGGAGGUAUAAAUAAUUACUAGAACGUGUAAGAUAGACAUAACAUGUGCAAGUAUCUCUGAAACAACAGAUUUCAAGACCAUUAUUUACUUUGAUUAUGUACUCUCUGUUAGCUUACAUUAAGGGGGUGGGGAUGGAUGGCUUAAAUGGUUAACGUUUGUGCGCUGCAUCAUAAGGUAUGCCAUUGAGUCAACUGGUGUGGUUUUGAUUAUCCGGUUGUACGUGACAAAGGGUAGGGUCGCCUAUCCAACCACGUAUGUUUUCCAGGGUCCUCCGAUCCACCCACUGCUAAAGACCCCUACGCGCAAGCGGAUUAUUGAAAUAAAAUUGAACCAGAUGUUAGUCCCGAAAUGACCUAGUUUGUGUAGAUUAUGUUAGCUUACUUUAAUUAGUAGCAGAUAGUAAGAAACAGUAAUUAAGGUUUAAUAUUAAGAUAUUAAUAUAUUCCACAUUAUGAUCAAUCUAUCGGCUAUGUCAUAUUGGCGCACAUUUAUUUAUGUUCAUAAUAUUUAAAAAUACAUUAUGCAAGAGCUAAAUCUGCCCAUUGCAGCUCUUUCUUUAGACCUUAAGUGUUAUUUUGCUUCAUUGCAAUUACAAUUACUGGAAUGAUGAUGAUAGUGAUGAUGAUUAAUAUAUUUUAAUCAUGUCAUUACUAUGGGAUGGUUGUUUUUGUUAUCUAUAUAUUUUGUUGCAUUGUAUUUACAACUACCGGAAUGAUGAUGAUAAUGAUGAUGAUGAUAAUGAUGAUGAUUUAUAUAUUUUGUUGCAUUGUAAUUACUAUUAGUUUGAUGGUUGGGUUUUUUUUUUUGUUUUUUGUUAUUUCUAUACUUAGUUACAAUGUGAUUGUAGUGCCGUUGAAUGAUACAUAACCUCGUGGGUUUUCUCCGGGUCCUCCGGUUUCCUCCCACUGCUAAAGACCCCUACGGGCUAGCGAAUUAUUGAAAUAUAAAAAUUAAACCAAAUGUUAGUCCCAAAAUGACCUAGUUUGUGUCGAGUGGACGUUAAACCCCAUCUCUCUCUCUCCCUCUCCCCCUCUCUCUCUCCCUCUCUCUCUCUCUCUCUGAAUGAUACAUAUCAACUGGUGACUAUCGUUUAUCGUGAAACAAAGUCGCGCAGUUUUACGUCUGUUAUUAUAUUUUCGGAUAUAUGUAUAUAUAUUACAUUUAAUUACAAUAAUUGUGGUGGUGGAUAUUGUUAUUAUUUAUAUAUUUUGUUGUUAAUAUUAUUUUUGUAUUUUGUUGCAAUGGAAUUUUUGUGCUAUUUUGUUAAGUGCUAUUAUGUAUUAUCAACCGGUGAAUAAUUCCUGUAUAAUUUGUACUAAUAAUAUUAACUUCAUAAAUAUUGUGCUCGUGGUGCUUGACAAAACAUAUCUACAUAAGGCCUUAGCUCUCAGUUAUAACUUGUUUGAAACAGAUGAGUUUUUAAAAGUUUCUUGAAUGACGAUAGUGAGGUGCACAAUCGGAUUAAAAGACAGAUCCUAUUUCGUUUCGGUUUUUUUUUAUAGUUCAAAAUUUCGUUUUACUUGGCUUUACUACACUAGGAUCUGGAAAAGUUGUUAUAUUACUGGCGCUCUUGUUGAAGUGAGGGAUUAGCCAAUGAAACGGUCUGUUACAGCAAGUUCUUGGCAUUUGAUGCACGGAACUGUGGGUAAACCACUAGAAACUUUAACCCUGAAUGAUUAAUUAAUAUCUGACGUCAUAGAGUCAAAAGUCGCUCGUACAUUGACAUGAUCUUCCAGUAAAACCGACCAGAACUUCAUGUAGUGUAGGCCAUCGAAAGUAUAAAAAACGAAACGAAAUAUAAAUCUGUAUUUUAAUCAGAUUGUGGGGUGCAUUGGCGUAUUGGUUAGCCACGGUGGCUAGUUGGUUAAGACGCUGGCUCGCUAGCCUGGAGGUUGGGUGUUUGAUCCCUGCAUUGGCCGAGAAAGUUCAUCCUGAUUUUCCGACGUGGUUUCCCCUUGUCAGUGGUGCAGAACGGAGGGCCUGACAAGGACAGCUGUCUAGUCCUUCGGAUGAGACGAAAAACCGAGGUCCCGUGUAUACAUUGGAAUGCACGUAAAAGAUCCCUUGUCAGUUGGAAUUCGAUAUAAGAGUAGGCGAUAGUGCCGCUGCCCGGGCAAAAUUUCCCUCAUAGCACACUGUAUGGCGAUUGCCCGUAUUCAUCAGCCCAGUAUAGGAGCAGAACAGUAGGACGUUUAACCCCAUUUCAUUUCAUUUCAUUUCAAACGAACGAUGACCUUGUACGAUCAGUUGAUCGAGAGAUUUUUCUAUGGAAUGUAAGAUUGAAUAAGUUCACAACGAUAUUUGUAAUGCUGUGUAAUCAGUAAUGCAUAGAUGUUAAUAUUGAUCGGGAGCCGGCGUUCAUAUCUCAGUUACUUUAUCUUGUUAACGUGUCGUUUGGUAAUUAUUCGUUAAAUUCCUGUUGCUGAAUAGUCAAUUUCUUAACCCGUUAGCUAACGGGCUGAUUAAAGUUAAUCCGGAGACGACUGAUAAUUAUGCCCACAAUUCAUUUCUACAUCCUGUUUCCAUUACACAUUUGUUUACAAAAUGGCCGACGCGACAGGAAUCAAGCGAAACCCAUAAACCCCGUUUACAUUACAAAUUUUAAGCGUGCCAGGAACGGUACCUGGCACGGCACGGUUAAUUAUUUUGUAGUGUAAACGGGUCAAACAUAAGCGUGCCGUACUGAGUAUCGUGCCAAUCUGUCCCACUGAACUGAGGUGGUCUCGGCACGGUACCAGGCGCGGCGCGAUUAAAUUUUCUUAGUGUAAACGCUAUCCGGUCUGAGCACCGUUUCAGUAUGGAUUGUGCUUGCGUGAAACGAACCUUGACCUUUAUUCUGUCAAAAUAGAUGCUCAAAAUAAAUCAACCAUCAUAAUUGUUUUCAUCUGGGUAAUUUGUAUAGAGACUGAAAUUAACUUUUCUGUGAAGAGUUCAACAUUUGGCGUGCUUGGCACGGUUAUGAGACCGGUUAUUUUAGAGUAAUGUAAACGGGUCAAUUUCUUGAAAUUUAUCGUGGCCUGGUACCGUGCCAAAAUGUAAACGGGACUAUAGAAUACUUUGUAACAUGGACGGGAAGUCUUCCUUUGUUCUUUUCGUUGAAUAAGCAGAUUGUUUUCCCUCUAGUAAAUUGGGUGGAGCUUAACCGUGUAAUAACUAGACAUGUUCAAUGUUAUUGCACACUUUUGCUGGUUUCCACUAGUUUCAGUAGAAAUCGUGUAGAGAAGUGGGGUGUGUUUUCUGUGAAAUAAAAAUUAUAAAAAAAAGAAUGUUGAGCAGGUGUCAAUGUUACAAAUCAUUUAUAACAUUUAUAGCACCCCCACCCCCUCGAAAAACCUCUCUAGAAUUGGUAUUCUAUAGGACGUUUUACUAAGGGCAUAUUACUUCGAUUGACAACCGACUAAUGCCAUCGUUAAACAGAUAACCUAGCUCAAAACCGUUGUUAAAUACAACGGCACGUUUACGACACGUUAAAGUUAACGGGGCCUUCAGCAACAGACUUUCUCAGCUUAAAAGUCAGCUAUCUGUUAACCGUCAGACCGGGGUGGCGUCCUUACUGCGCUGCAGCGACCUACAGCGACCAGAAAAUGUACAAGGUCGCCACCAAACGUAAACAUAACGCGAGAAAUAUCCCCCAAAAUUCCAGGCGUGUGCUUAUACCCCAGUCAGGCAAAGAUGGCGCCUUUACUGCGCUGCUACGGCUGCGAAAAUGGCCCCAGAGCACGUCAAGAUCGCCAUAAGAGUGAUAAAAGCGUGAUGGAAACGCCAGAUAUCGCACUGUGGUCUCGAUGGUCGCAAAUGAUCACUGAAUCACGGCGUGUGUUUUGAGCAUGUUCAAAACAAACGCCAAGGUUCUGCGAUCUGCCCUGGAAAGAUGUAACAACGCGAGACCAUGGAGACCACAGCACGAUAUCUGGCGUUUCCACCACGCUUUUAUCGCGCUUAUGGCGAUCUUGACGUGCUCUGCGUCCAUUUUCCGUUGCCGUAGCGUCGCAGUAAAGACACCACCCCAGUCUGACGGGGGUAUUAACGAGUCCUUAUAACAUAAUGGAGCUUUGAACAACUGGCCCAUGAACUUCUUGCAAUGUUAUUGAAGAGAAUUUAAAUGAAACUUAUGUAUAAUAAUAAACUGCGUGUAAUUAUGUAUUGCUGAUUAGUGAAUUGUUAUUCACAUAAAUUUUUCACAAAUGUGCCUAAUCAGCAAGAUUCUAUAAUUUAUUAUACAUUGCUGAAAUCUGAUUGAAAGAAAUUAAAUGACUAUUAUGUAAAAACAGUAA
Molecule: messenger RNA, 10934 nt
Organism: Patella vulgata (common limpet)
Lineage: Eukaryota; Metazoa; Mollusca; Gastropoda; Patellidae
Exons: 2
Coding region: 220-6681 (2153 amino acids)
Biological process (GO): spliceosomal complex disassembly
Cellular component (GO): intracellular anatomical structure; catalytic step 2 spliceosome
Molecular function (GO): zinc ion binding; RNA binding; ATP binding
Source: RefSeq, a predicted model, not a curated record